AUGACUCGCUGCCUGGCUUCUCAAUUAGCCGUUAAGCUGUCUCCAUGCUCCGUCAUCACCAGUCUUCUGCCACAAGGGGGUCUACACCUCACCAUAUUUACCACAGGGGCGCCCCAUGGUUUUCAUGCACAUCUGGAUGGACCAUUCAUACAGUUUCUCUCGCAAAAUGGAAAUGGCAGUGAGGCCCUAUUGGAUCGGAACCCACGUCUUCUUACGCUCAGUCAGGACAAUGAGUUCUGCGUUCAUGAUGUCAGUGUUGCAGAUGGGAGAGUUGACCUAACUUGUGCUUGUGUAUGUGAUAAAGACUCCUUGAGACAGCUUUGUGCAGAGAAGCAUGUCUGUAUCCCAUCAUUGCCUUCAGUUCGUCUGCUGUCCCUAUGUGAUCAGGAUAUUGUUCUUCUGGUUAGCAACUGUUUCCUUGUACAUCUCCGCUAUACUGAUGAGGAGCAGAAACCAAUUGUUGUCUCUUGUUUGUGCCUGGAGCUGGAUCCAGAGGCUGCAGAACGGAUCUCAGAUGUCUGCUUGAGCCAUGAAGUCCUUUUCCUUCUGGAUAGCCUUGGAUUGAUUUAUGCAUUUGACAUUUUAGAUGGGUUCCCAAUGAUUGCUAUGGAGCUUCCUGUAAGGACAGAUUCUGAUGCAGUGGAACCACUCAAUUGCAUUUGUGUUAGUCCAAACCUAGAUCUAAUGGUGGUCUCUUCUGGUUCCUCCUACUUUCUUCCCUUGAAGCUGAGUAAACGUUUUAGUGAAGAUGUGACUCUCUGCCUACACAUGUGGCGAGAUCAGCGUCAAUUGAACUCCUCCGCCUCAAAUGUUGCUGAGCUGUAUAGCGGGGACUCUUAUGGAUAUUCACUUGGAUAUGGCUUUCCGAUGGACAGGUCAUGGGACGCUAUCCUAUCCUCACUUUCUAAGGAGACAAAGAGUUAUUCAACAUUUCCUUUGUGCCCAUCCACUCAGAGUCUGAUGCCAAGCACCAUCUCCACUGAUGCCCCUCUCAGUUGGGCAGUUUCAGGUGCAGGUUGGGUGAAAAUCCAUACAGACAAGAUGAAGGCUCCUGUAAGGAUUCACAACUGGUCCUUGUCAUCAUUCAGUGCCUUGUUCUGCUUGUCAGAUGUUGAUGGAUGUGCCAUCUUGGUCCACUGGAACAUGGAAACACAAGUUGUUGAUUACCAUACUCUGGGGAAAGCUUUAUGUGUGGAUGGUGCAGAUGAUGAAGCCUGUCUAAUUAUAACAGAUGAGGGCCUUUCUCUUGCCUUGUUUGCUGUGUCACAGAAUGAGUUUCUCACCCGCUUAAUGAUUCACGGCAGUGCUAGUACUGCAGACACACUGUGCUACCUGAAUAACUGGGGGCGCUGCUCUGUUCCCAUUCACACCUUAGAGGCUGGCUUAGAGAACCGACAGUUGGAUACAGUUGAUUUUUUCUUAAAGAGCAAAGAAAGCAUCCUCACUCCACUGACAUGUGAAGAUGGCAGCGUGCAGUCUGAACAAUACCUACAUAAUGUGCAGGAUCUUGUCCCGGCUCUGGACCUUCUUUUCUCAUACAUACAAGACACGGACCAGGAGCCUCAGAGCAAACACUUCUCAGAGCAGCUGCUGCAAUUGACUCUCCAUUUUCUCAAUGGCCAGGUUGUGGCAGUCCUCAAUCUUCUGGCUGACUCUAGCCUGGAACAGUGUGUGGGAAUUCUAAGUCGAUACAUCAACAAGCUCCGGUCUUUCAUGAGGAGGUUCCAGCAGCCAUUUCCUGUGCAGGCCCAGCAUGCUGAGAGAGGAAAGAGGGCGUGGGAGAGCAUGCCUGUGGAGAAUAUAAUUUCUGAUGCCAUCUUGUCAAACUGUAUUCCUGAGGCUCAGUCAUUCCUACGCGCAAAGGGACAUCAUUGUUUCAGCCUCCCAUGGAUGAAACGAGAAGGCCUAAACAUGGUGUUUGAGUGCCUAAUGCAGAAGCGGCUGACAGAGGCUUGCCAACUCUUGCAGAACAUGGGAUAUUCUGUAUGGGACGAGCUGCGCCGUAUCUGCUUGUACACAUCUCAUGUUGCUGUUCGGGACCUGCUGGUAGACCUGCUGCAGCAAGAGGGGCUUUUUUCAGUAGAGGAGCAUGAAAGGAUCCAGACAGUGUACCAGUUAGAAAAGCUGUGCAAUGAUGUGCAGAAGCCUGUAGGAGAAAGGCCUAGCCUGACUUAUUCCAAGCCUGUUUGGAAAACCGGUGACUUGCCUCCAGAGGCACAUGUGCUGCAAAAUGCAUUGAGCUUUGUAAAAGAUGAGCCGAUUGUUCUUCUUCUGCACUGGGCCCAGGACUGGGACUCAGAGACUCGAGAAUCAAUCUUAUUGCCCUGGAAAAAUGAUGCAGACUUGUCUUCUGUCUCGGCUAAAAUCUUGUGGCGCCGUCUGACUCUGUGGCAUGAUUGGCCAAGAAUUGAAUCUUGGAUCGACAACAUGGGACAUUGUGAAAUGAACAGGGACAGCCAACACUCACAGUGGCCUCCCUUAAGCCCAGACAUAAUUGAAGAGAACACUUUAUGUUGUGACUACACCAGAGAGAGAAUUCUAAACAAGUUAGCAAGGAUGAACAUUUUUAUCCCUUCUGAGCUGAAUGACUUUGAGUCUUUGGUGCAGAGACUUGUUGUUAAUUGUCAGCUCAUGCUGCCAGCCGAUUCUCCCAUAGAGAGCAUCUCUGCACAUUAUCCAGAUUUUCAUAAUCGCUUUGUGCUGAUGUGCGUUGAGCGUGGCCUCCAACACCUGCUGUACGCCUACUUAGACCAUCACAGUUUACAACCAGAGAAUUGUUCUGGUCUGUCCAGUGCAUCAUUACACGAGGCCUACCCCUGGUUUGGAUUCAUGGUUAAUAUUCGUCAAGUCAAUGCCGAUACAAAGGAUGCCAGUCGGAUGUUUCAUGCCAGCCUUUCAAAUGCCCAUGUACUGAUGCCAGGCGACCAGCCUACUGUGAACGGCAUGCUCUUGGAAGGACAUACACUGCUUGCUCUGGCAACCAGUAUGUAUGCUCCUGGUGGAAUUGAUGGGGUAUUGCAGCAGAGUGAAGAAUCCAGUCUCUGUACAUGGAAUGUGGACCCUCCAUUACUUAAGAUGGCUCUGGCACCAUAUCCCAAGCUUAAAGCAGCCCUGUUCCCUCAGCAUCCACGCAACUCGCCACUACCUCCUGACAUCAGUCUUUACCAUCUCCUGCAG
Molecule: messenger RNA, 3177 nt
Organism: Nanorana parkeri
Lineage: Eukaryota; Metazoa; Chordata; Amphibia; Anura; Dicroglossidae
Product: spatacsin-like
Exons: 20
Biological process (GO): synaptic vesicle transport; chemical synaptic transmission; axo-dendritic transport
Cellular component (GO): axon; synapse; cytoplasm
Source: RefSeq, a predicted model, not a curated record